This is a messenger RNA of Entamoeba invadens IP1, 1995 nucleotides long. RefSeq names its product Rho/RAC guanine nucleotide exchange factor, putative. The transcript has a single exon. Lineage: Eukaryota; Evosea; Mastigamoebida; Endamoebidae. The record is from RefSeq and is a predicted model, not a curated record. Gene Ontology annotation, molecular function: metal ion binding; guanyl-nucleotide exchange factor activity. Bases 1 to 1995 code for a protein of 664 amino acids. Gene Ontology annotation, biological process: intracellular signal transduction.
AUGAAGAAGACACAACGAGAAAGGAUAGUCGAUGAGAUAUACACGACCGAACAGAGUUAUGUGAGUUCUAUGGACCGUUGUGUUGAAUUUUAUAAGAAGCGGUUAGAGCAGAGUCCAUCAUUAAUAAGUCGAGAAGAUGUUGGGAUCAUUUUUGAACACUUUGAAGAGAUUUUAGCGAUCAACAAACAGUUUGCACGUAUUCUUGAAGACUCAUUUAAGAAGGGAGAACUUCCAUAUAAAGUGGGAGAGAUCUUCAAAAAAUUCAUUCCCUUUUUUAAGUCGUAUUUUCUGUAUAUUUCUCAUUACGAGACGUCAAAUAAAACGUUAGCAGAGUACGAGAAACGAGAUAAGUUCUACCAAACACUCGAAGAGAUUUCAUUGUUUCCAAAUACACUGGAUUUGAGAAGCUACUUGAUCAUGCCAGUCCAACGCCUUCCUCGGUAUCGCCUUCUCUUAUCUGACCUCUUAAAACACACAGAAAACACAUUUGUGGACUACACGAAUAUAUCCGACGCUGUUGAAAUGAUCAAGACCGUCACAAUGGAUGUGAACGAACGCGCAAAAGAGAUUGACAUGCGCGCGAAGGUGUUUAAAGCUUCGAAGAGUAUUCUUGGCCUUCGCGAUUUGGAUUUGAAUGACGAGCCGCGUGAGUUAGUGAAGGAGGGCGACUUAAUUAAAGUGUGUCGGAAUGGGAAUAAGCCGAGGUACUUCUAUCUCUUCAAUGAUGUAUUGAUCUAUGGUAUUGGUACUAUCAAAAUAGUUGUGAGUGGGUGGAUAUACACGCGACAUAUAACAUUAGAAGAAGAUAUUCGGUUCCAACAUGCAUUUUGUAUUAAAAAUGAUGUGAAGAGUUUUACUGUGAUAUGUGUUGAUGAUGGAGAGAAGCAGAGUUGGUUAACGACACUUCAAAGAGUGUCGGACGCCUCUCGUAAGAAGUUUGGAGGUGACAAAUUUAUCACAAAAACUGAUAUGACGAAGACCUCUGCCAAAUACUGUCCACUGUGUCAUUCCCUCUUCUCGUUGACUAAUAGAAAACAUCGCUGUGAGAAGUGUUACAAAUGGGUCUGUGGAAAUUGUUCCAAAGGAAAGAUCCCGAUGCCUCCUAAGAAUGAACUUGAAAGAGUCUGCGACGUGUGUUUCUCGCUUAUCACAGGAAAUUCAAUGAAAGAAGAACCCAAACCCGUCUCGAGAAGUCAAUCGGCGACGUGUGACGACCCACUCAAUUUCUUAGACUUCGAUCAGAAAGGGGAGAGUAAUCCAUGUACACGAAAGAGGCGAUAUUCGCAGUAUAAAAAAGAUGGGUUUCUGUCGGAGUUAGGGAUGAAAGACGUGAAAAAAGGGAAGGAAGAGAAUCUGCAAACUUUACUUGAUACGACACCACGAGACAAAAUCACUGAAAAGAAUCAACAAACCCUUUUCUUCGAUUUUGUGACGAGCGAACAAAAAGAAACAGACAAAAUUACUGAGGAAUAUUUAACAGUCAAAGCACUCGAUAAAAACAAAACAAAUGAAACACUUCCACAACUCGAUAAAAUCAUUUUUUUAACUCCUUCUAAUAAAUCAAACACUUCUAAUACUACAAUUCAAAGAACUUCUUUACCUUCAAAACAACUCUCUAAACCCCCUUCAAAAACUAUUGAUUCACAAGCUUCGAAGACUUCUAAAACUCAACAACAACAUUCCCCGCGACUGGAUACUCCUAUUGCUCUAAAACAAAAUAUUCACUUCGAGACAAGCUCAACACUCUUUGACACAAAACAAUCACAUCUACAACGACAAUCACUCCCCCUCGGAAGAUCACAAGAAUUUGCUCAACAAAUUAAUGGCGGGUUUGUCCCACAAAAGAACAAUCUUCCAAUCCCUAUGAAGAUCUCACAGAGGAGUCAAGACAACGACACAGUUCUAUUUGAUGGUCUCAAAUUUUUGAUGAACGACUUCAUUUCAAAAUCGCCAAGUUCGAAGGAAAAGGGGAGUUCGGUCACACCCACCUUGUAG